Molecule: messenger RNA, 3536 nt
Organism: Heteronotia binoei (common prickly gecko)
Lineage: Eukaryota; Metazoa; Chordata; Lepidosauria; Squamata; Gekkonidae
Gene: AKAP10
Product: A-kinase anchoring protein 10
Exons: 15
Coding region: 175-2103 (642 amino acids)
Biological process (GO): intracellular protein localization
Cellular component (GO): plasma membrane
Molecular function (GO): protein kinase A binding
Source: RefSeq, a predicted model, not a curated record
UCCCCUCCCCCCCCGGAAGAAGGAAUCGGCUCGGCCGUUGUUGACAACAUGGCGGCGGUGGCUGCCGCCUCCUCGGUGUGGGGCUCGGGAGGUGGCGGCGGGACCGGCAGAAGGAAGGCGCCGCGCGACCCCUGAGCAGGACACGGGCCCGGCCCCCUCUUGGCCCGCGCCGCCAUGUCCUUCUUCAAGCGGAGAGUGAAAAGCAAAGAGCACGAAAAGGCAACGGAAGCAAAGGCAAUUAAAGCCGCCGCAAUACCUGUACAUUCCCCACAGAGAAGCACCAGAAACAGCGCGUUGCUGGAGGCUGCUGGACCCAGCCAUGUGGCCAUCAACGCCAUCUCGGCCAACAUGGACUCCUCCAGCAGCCGCACGGCGGCUCUCAAGAAGCAGCCCAGCCACAUGGAGGCCGCUCACUUUGGAGACCUCGGCCGCUCCUGUCUGGACUACCGGGCUCAAGAGACCAAAUCCAGCCUCUCGAAGACAUUAGAACAAGUCCUCCGGGACAGCGUCGCCCUCCCAUAUUUCAUCCAGUUUAUGGAACUGCGUCGAAUGGAGCACCUGGUCCGUUUCUGGCUGGAGGCCGAGAGCUUCCACUCGACCACGUGGUCCCGCAUCAGAGCACACAGCCUGAACACUGUCAAGCACAGCUCGUUGGCCGAGCCGGUCUCCCCUUCCGUCAAGCAGCACGGAAACACAGCAGCAUCUCCCUCUGAGCUGCUCGACGAACGGCUGGAGGAGUCCGGCUCAGACGGGUCUCUCUCCGCCGCGCCUUCCGCAGCCGAACUGAACGGCCGAACUUUCAACCUUCGGAACCGUUUGCUGCUUCUCCCCGAAAGCGGCAAGGUCCGUCUCGGGUUUGGGACGUCUGGGGCGGAGGACCGUUCCAUUCCAGACGAGCCUCCGGACUCUUCCAAAGCCUCCACGCCCAGUAGAAACAGCCCCUCCUUUGCACUCAAGGACUUGUCAGGAAAACUCAUGAGAGGUAUAGAACAGGAUGCAGUUACCAUUUUUACCAAAUAUAUUUCUCCAGAUGCUGCUAAACCAAUCCCAAUUACAGAGAUGAUGAGGAAUGACAUUGUGGCAAAGAUUUGCGGGGAAGACGGACAGGUGGACCCCAACUGCUUCGUGGUGGCACAGUUGAUAGUGUUUAAUGCUAUGGAACAAGAACACUUUAGUGAAUUUCUGCGCAGUCACCAUUUCUGCAAAUACCAGAUCGAGGUGCUGACCAGCGGGACCGUUUACCUGGCUGAUAUUCUCUUCUGUGAAUCCGCGCUCUUCUACUUCUCUGAGUACAUGGAGAAGGAAGACGCAGUUAAUAUCUUGCAGUUCUGGUUGGCGGCGGACAACUUCCAGUCUCAGCUGGCUGCCAAGAAGGGCCAGUACGACGGGCAGGAGGCGCAGAACGAUGCCAUGAUUUUAUACGAUCGAUACUUCUCCCUCCAGGCCACCCACCCUCUUGGUUUCGAUGACUCCGUGCGACUGGAAAUAGAAUCCAAUAUCUGCAGGGAAGGCGGGCCUCUCCCCAACUGCUUCACCACUCCGCUGCGGCAAGCCUGGACGACGAUGGAGAAGGUGUUCCUGCCUGGCUUCCUGUCCAGCAACCUUUACUACAAAUACUUGAAUGACCUCAUCCACUCGGUCCGAGGAGAUGAGUUUGCGAGCGGAGGGGCUGCACCAACCGCACACGGCCCCGGCAGCGCCGCCGACAGCGACUCUCACUCCAGUUCCACGGACAGCGCCGCUGCUUCUUCCCAGCCCGGUCUCAAAAUGGCUAAUAUAAAAAUCCUGAAAAACUUUGAUGAAGCAAUAAUCGUAGAUGCAGCGAGCCUGGAUCCGGAGUCCUUGUAUCAACGGACGUACGCCGGGAAGAUGUCGUUUGGGCGAGUCAGCAACCUGGGCCAGUUCAUCCGAGAAUCCGAACCGGAACCUGAUGUCAAGAAGUCCAAAGGGUCCAUGUUUUCACAAGCAAUGAAGAAAUGGGUACAAGGAAACACGGAUGAGGCCCAAGAAGAGAUGGCCUGGAGAAUAGCAAAGAUGAUCGUCAACGACGUCAUGCAGCAGGCCCAGCCCAGCCAGGCCGUGGAACAAAUCACCAAGCUAUGAUCUUCGGAAUUCCCAAGCAAGAGGGAAAUUUCAGCUUCUGGAGAGGCGGCCUUGUGUUUCUCACCCGCCUUCUCCUCACUCCGGUUGGUUAACUCGUCCUUUUUCCACGGCCAAUGAAAACCAAGCACUGUUAACUUCUUCCCCUUCCUCUUCUGUAGAAGGAACGUUGUAGAGAGGGGAGCCCAAACCUUCUCUCUUUAAGUGCAAGUUUGAUUUGCUUCCCUCCCCACCAUGUACACACGGCAUUUCCCCCAGAUGAAGACACCCACCACCGGCCAAACAAACCCUCAGCUCCGUCUAUGAAGGAUUUAUUCGUGGUUUUUAAGAAGUUGGACCAGGAUCUUGGUCUCUGCUUGGGGACCAAAGGGUCUUUUCCCCCUUCCCCCAUAGGUUCCUAGCUAUGACCUUAGGUUUUUAAGGAAAAUUUGCAGUCGGGCAAGCACAGGGCACCUUCAUCUAUCGGAGAGGGCAGAGCAGCCGUUGGUGGUCCUGAAAACCCUGGAGCCGUUUCUCCUUACUUGAAGUGUUAAGAACUCUCACACAAACCGGACUCGCCUGGGUUUCUGUUCUCAAAAGGAGGUGGCAGCAAGCGACCGGCAAUUAACCUGAUUUCUGCCCAUAUUAAAGUCUUGCUUGUUCCCGGAAUGUUCAGUUUCCCAGUAGACUCAUCCCGCGAGGGGCAGAAGCCACACGGGGCUGAAAAGCAGGUAGGAGGGAAUUUCUUUCUCUCCUCUCCUCCCCCCCACCCCCUUUGGGCUGGCUCCUUUUUAUUUUUGCCUUGCCCUCACUGCCGUUGAACCGGGACAAUACCCGUUCCCAGAUGUAUUUCCUUAAUUGCCAUUUUUUUUAAAAGCAUCGAGCUGCCGCCUUCCAUUCGGUUACUUGCAGCCUUUUUGAGACCUAGCGAUUUUCUUCGCCCUACUUGAAGCAACGCUUCCCCUUAUCCACCACUUGCAACGGGGAAGUAAUUUAACUGGAGUGUCCAGAGCUCUCCAGACAGGAGUCCACUCCACAUUUUCUCUCUUGCGCCUUCGUUUCUCUUUGAGACUUUUUUUUCCUGUUUGAAAGGUUUUUUAAAUAUUCCUGUUUGCUUUCGUUUUUCUGAAGACAUGUGCAAAAAACAAAUUGAAAUAAAGCCACCCCGCCCCAAAUCACCUGUAGACUUGCUCUUGAUUUUUCUCCGACGUUUUGAAAGUCUCGAGGGAUGAAGCAGCCACCCCCUCUUCCCCCAUUGGCAAUACUGGAUCCUAGCGAGGCAUUCUGCAUUGGUCUGCCAGAAACAAAGAGCUGGGUAUCAGUUUUUGGGUACUGUGUACCGCCACUUUAUUGUCUCAUGCCCAAGUAUUCAUGUACUUAAGACGAUAUUUAAUUGUGUUUUGAUCUAAAAAGUAUAUUAUAUAUAUAUAUAAUAUAAAUAUUACAAAUUUGUGUCC